GGGGAUAUUUUUUGGAUAAUAUUUCGGGCAGUUUGUGUUAUAUGGCUUCAAACCAUUAUGACAGAAAAAGUCAAAUUCAGCUCAACGCACGGACAGAAUAUCACACUGACCAACUCUUCAUCAACUGCAACAUGGUCUCCUAAACAAUUUAGCGGAUGGGCGUCUUCGUCGAGUCCGCUGGAACAAGGACAGACCGUGGUUGUAGAAUUGAACGGAAGCGGUCACUGUGAAUUGGGACUUUUCAAAGAAGAUCCUGAAGCGACAAAUCGGACAAAGCAGACGUUCAAACAGAUAAAUGAAAUACGUAUACAUAAACGGAAAUGUGUGAUUCCUGUUACACUGAAUGAGAGAGGCACUGAGGUCAGUUCUCAGUUCUUGGAAAAAACAUUUACAAAAUCUUUUGACCGGAACACCAAGUUAUGGCUGACGAUUAUUGUAAAGUUUGGAAAAGUUUCUGCAAAGUUGCUGUUGAACGGUUCUCCUGAAAAUCCAAUUAGCUUUUCACGAAAUCAUGGGGCAAAUAUCAACCUUGAAGAAAAUAACUACACUGCGUCAACUAUAAUGUUAAAUCCAUCUUCCACGUGUUAUGUUAAAGAGAAGAUAACAAUAGGUGAAGAGCUUUCAUUUCAGUGUGAACCACUUCUAGACGGUGACCGUGAACCAAGUCGGUUUCACGUCAAGUUUGAUGUUUAUGAAAGAAACCCGGAAGGCCUAAAGAAGGAAUUUAAACAUUUAUUUGACUCUGGUCCGGUUUCUGCCAGUGAGUCACCAACAACUAAUUUAGAAACAUUUGAAAAAGAUGAUUGUAAAGGAAAGAUACUUGUAACACUGAUCAAUGAAAGAACAGUUGGUUAUAGGGCUGCAUCAAGCAAGUACAAUGAGCAGACACUACGUAAUGGUAGUGACGGCAGUGUUUGGGUUAUUUUAGAACUAUAUAGGACUACUGUGACAGUCAGCAAAAGAAGAGAAAGCGGUGUUAGUAAUAAUACCAACGUUGUAGAUUCUGUCGUCAGAGAACCUUCAAAUGUUGAUGCUGAAAAUUCAAUUGAUCCAUUUUUAUCGCACCAAGAUAAAACUGAAUUGAAACGGCAAGUGAGUGAUUAUUCUGAGGUUACGGGAGUGAAAACAGUUGAUGAGAAUACUACAGACAGAAGACUGGCUGCCCUUGAAUUCGAACAUACCCUGCUUCAUGAAAAGGUUGAUAAAAUAACACAUACAUUACAAAACGCUGUUGCGUGUAAUACCCUCUCAUUGCCGUCGUCAUCAGGGAAAGGUGUUAUGACUAGACAAAUAUCUGCACCAACUAGAAUAUGCUCAUUAGAUGACAGACUGAUUAAUGUGCGUCGAAAUUUCACUCACCUGAUCAAGGACAUGCAUUGCGUUCCGUUGUCAGAUAAAUUGUUCGAAAGGGAGAUAAUUACAAGAAAUGAAUACCAAGAAAUAACUACCGAGUCCACUCCAGAUUCAGGUAAUAGAAAGCUGCUUCUAAUAAUAUCAAAAAAGAGAGUUAUGAAAUCAAAAAUGGAUGAAAUACUUGACGAAACUGAACAAAAACAUCUGAAAGAUUUGUUUUAGGGUCAACUCUAGUCACAGCUUUUAUUACAAAGUUGUGCUCUAGUAAAUAGCUCCACCUGAAAUGGCAGAUAAUGUUUAUCAUUUGUUAUAGUUUUGCCCGUUAUUUUGUUCUUGUUUUUUAUUAUUAAGUAACUGAUCAAAAAGAGAAUUGACUAUCUAUAAUGAGUUUGAAAUUUUCUUCCGGUACUAGAAUUUCCGUUCUUGUGGCUGGUGAAAACAAAAGAAUACAGAUUUGUGAACAUUUAUGUCUUGUUGACAUUUACUCACCGUGUAUUUUCUAAUUCUUUCUCAGCUGUCUAAUAUUUUGAUUUGUAUCUUGUACAUGUAUCUGUUCCGCAGCUAUUUUAUAACUGUUUCUUUAUUGUUUGAUAAUUGUUUUGCGACUGUGUUAUAGCUGUUGCACCGAUAUUUUUAAUGUUUAGAUAUUUUUAAUGUUCAGCCGCCAUUUUAUAUAUUGAUCAUUAUCAUCAUAAAUGUUCAGCAGUAGUGCUGUAUCUUUAUAACUGUAUAUAACUGUAAAUAGCUACAUAAAGCUAUUUAUUUAUACGUACUAAUCAGUGAAAUUUAAUCCAUAUCACUCACUGCAAAUGAUAAAGCUUUUGACUUUAAUGUAUAAUUCCGUAAAUUGGCUUAAGAACAAGAGCGUGGGAAAUACUUUUUUUUACCCUUGGCAUGCUUGGAAAAAUUGUAGUCUGCUAAAAGUAUCAUAAAAAAAGAUUGUUGUUUUUUUUAAAUUUAUAAUAUUUAAUUGUUUCGUUUUGUUCUUUUUGGCAUUUUCUCGAUUAGUAUAUCUACGUCACUUAAAAUCGCACUUAAAAACUUGAAUAUUUUUGUUCGCGUACACGUAUAAGGGACGCCUUCUCUUUUUCCGCGCUUCAAUAAAGACAGGUACAACUCAAUACAAUCAAAAGAAAAUUUGUUUGUUUGUUUGUUUGUUUGUGUGUUUGUUUAUUUGAAAUACUAGUAAAAAUUGUUAUGUUGUUGUUGUUGUUCAAUAUAUAUGAGAAAAUAUCCAUUUUUUACUGAAAUAAAAGAUAUUAUCGAG
Molecule: messenger RNA, 2620 nt
Organism: Ruditapes philippinarum (Manila clam)
Lineage: Eukaryota; Metazoa; Mollusca; Bivalvia; Venerida; Veneridae
Exons: 4
Coding region: 58-1575 (505 amino acids)
Biological process (GO): regulation of apoptotic process
Source: RefSeq, a predicted model, not a curated record